Molecule: messenger RNA, 546 nt
Organism: Lolium perenne
Lineage: Eukaryota; Viridiplantae; Streptophyta; Magnoliopsida; Poales; Poaceae
Source: RefSeq, a predicted model, not a curated record
AUGCUGGCCUUCGCGCCGCCGCAGCCGCGCGCUCCCGUUCAGGCCGCCGCUGCCGCUGCUAGCUCCCGCCCCAUGCCGCCGCAGCCGCGCACCCCAGCUAUGGUCGCCGCUGGAAGCCGGCCACCACGCGCUCCCGCUGCCGCGCCGUGCGCUCUCGUCGCCGCGCCGGGCUUUUCCCCUUCCUCGGCUGCAGUCUCCACGCGCCCUCGCUGUCGAUGCGGGAAAGGUCUUCCCGCGGCUGACCCAUUGGGUGUCAGUUGCGACGUCGUGGAUCUCCUUCGAUCUGGCCAACAUCAAUCUCCAGCGCCGUUCUCCGCACACCAUGGGACAAAGCACCGGGGUUUUCACCGAAUGCUUCUUCGUCAUCGGCUGAUUCAGUUGCCUGGGACCAUACCUGGCCAACGGGCCGGGCCGGCCCGGCACUGGCCCGGCCCUAGCUUCACGUGCCUGGCCCGGCACGGCACGCAGGUGGCCCGUGAGCUGGCGGGCCGUGCCGUGCCGGCCCACGUGCCCCGCCCCCCGGCCCCGGCAUGGCACAUAACCUAG